Molecule: messenger RNA, 3903 nt
Organism: Oncorhynchus masou masou (cherry salmon)
Lineage: Eukaryota; Metazoa; Chordata; Actinopteri; Salmoniformes; Salmonidae
Gene: ccnjl
Product: cyclin J-like
Exons: 5
Coding region: 28-1233 (401 amino acids)
Biological process (GO): mitotic cell cycle phase transition; regulation of cyclin-dependent protein serine/threonine kinase activity
Cellular component (GO): nucleus; cytoplasm; cyclin-dependent protein kinase holoenzyme complex
Molecular function (GO): cyclin-dependent protein serine/threonine kinase regulator activity
Source: RefSeq, a predicted model, not a curated record
CCGUGGGCACGACUCACUACUGGCAAGAUGGAACGGGAGGGGCAGUGGUGGAAGAGCCAGCUCGCUGCAGACAUCCACCAGUCUUUACGAAUAAAGGAGCUGAAGUUGCCCACCUACAAGUCCCACUCUCCUCAGAUAGGGAUGCGGCGUUACUUUGCUGACCUGCUGGCUGUCCUCAGUAACCGCUACCAGCUGUGCCCAGCGGCUCGCCACCUGGCCGUCUACCUCCUGGAUUUGUUCAUGGACCACUACGACGUAGCAGUCCGCCAGCUCUACAUCAUUGCCCUCUCCUGCCUCCUCCUAGCCAGUAAGUUUGAAGAGAAGGAGGACCGUGUACCAAAGCUGGAGCAGCUAAACUCUCUGGGCUUCAUGUGUAGCCUGAACCUGUCACUGAGCAGGAAGGACCUGGUAAAGAUGGAGCUGCUCCUCUUAGAGACGUUUGGCUGGAACCUGUGUAUGCCCACGCCUGCACACUUCAUAGACUACUACCUCCAUGCCGCUGUACAGGAGGGAGAACUGCACAACGGCUGGCCCCUCUCCUCCCUCAGUAAGACCAAAGCCUUCAUGGACAAGUACACACACUACUUCCUGGAAGUCUCACUGCAAGACCAUGCCUUCCUCGGCUUCCGACCGUCCCAGGUGGCGGCAGCCUGCAUUGCGGCGUCCCGCAUCUGUCUCCAGAUCACCCCAAGCUGGACCACCGUUCUCCACCUGCUCACCGGAUACUCCUGGGAGCCCCUCACCCCGUGCAUCGAGCUCAUGCUGCUUGCCCAUGACAACGAUGUGAAACAAGCCAACAAAUCCAAGUCCAACUCUCCGUCUGUCCAGAGUCCUCUCCAACCCCAGGCCCUUCCCUCAACCUCCACAGUCUCUGUCUCCACCUUGAAACAGCCCUUAUCUACCUCUCAGCAGCUGCUCUUCCAGACAGGUGGAUACCAGCAGCAGCUCACCCAGCACUCUACUCCCCUUUCCCAGCUGCACAUGCUAGGUGAGUCCCCGGCUCUGGGCCCUGUUGGGUCUCGCGACUACCUCCUCUCAGGGUCGGUUUCUCAGGGAGUCUUCCCCUCCUACCCCAGCUUAGCCUCAGGGCUGCGCUCCUCCCUGCCCCUGCAGGGACCCAUCUCCAUGCAAGUGUCUCUUGCUGCAGAGCCCCGUCACUGCCUCCCCCUGUCGUACAGGGGAGGCUACCUGGGCUCCCAUCACACCUACACAGCGGGCUGCUUCGACAGGUGACGCCAGGAGAGGGAGGACAAACAGAACCUGGGGCAGUCAGUGUCCUCCUCCAUCCGUUCUGACCUCAUCCACUGGGGACAAAGGAAACCAAAACAAAGAAGCAAUGUCAAUGCAGAUGUUGCUGAGGUCAUAAUAUUGACCUAACAAAAGCCCUACCUAUUUGAAAUGAGACACUUUGUGAUGAGCUGAUUACAUACAGUACAUAAUGUUCCCUUCACGUGACUGCUUGCUCUAUACUGAGACUGUGAGGCUGGUUUAGCCACUGUGAUUCUGCUAUCAACUGUGGUUGUGUGGAGCCCCUGCUUCCAAAUCAGUUCUCUCAAUGUGGGACUGCUGUUUUUUUAUAUACUAUUAUCUUUCAAUGCUGCUGCUUUAAACAAAAUUAUGACUUUAUGAUCAGUGAAAAGUGGUCUGUCCUUGGUAUUAUUUACAUGAACUAUAUCAUUUCAGGGUUUGAAGUAGUACUUGAAAGAAUAUGUAUUUAAACUACUGUGUAAAUUAAUUUCUUUUUUGAUGUUGUGUUUUCUUUCUUUUUUCUACUGGGUAAAAACAGUGUGUAUUGUAAUGUAGGAGAUGCCUUGCUAUGAUUUCUGUUCCAUCUUUGGCCUUGGCUGGUGUAGAGUAGUCUCAAUCUUGUUUUGCCUUUCUGGUGCCUCUGGAAGCAGAUGGAGCCAUGGUUCCCAGGGGAACAGCCACAUCCAUCCUCUCAGCACAUCAAACCACAGGGGAAGAAGUGAUGCUUUACUAGCUAGUCCCCAGGGGGGCAAAGCCAUGCUUUCUCCUCAGUUAAUGUAAAUUCUCCUGACUGGUACCAUUUCAUCUCAAUGUCUGACUGAAACCCAGGACAGUCACACAACCCUCACUGGAACAGCUACGGUUGCUGUCCUUGUCACAAGGACCUUGAGCAGUUAAUAACACCAGGAUCACGUUGGGAAGGCUUCUGCACAGGAUAGCUUGUAGUUCAGUACCGCUGACAUUCUCAUCUGGUCAUACUACUACUGAUGUCCUACCUCACUCUCCAGGGGGGUUGCUAUUUGUGUAGUUUUACUGUAAUUUACUGUACCUGUAAAAUGGACCAUGCUCGAUCAGAUGUAAAGAGUGCCACCAAACAUUUAUCCUAAAUUAGUAAAAGUAUAGUUGACCUUUAAAGCUGGGACCCUUAAGGGUGAAACUGCCACGUCUGUUUUGUGAAAAUACAACAAAGAAGUUACUGCAAACAACAACCCCCCUCCACCGGACACCAUUGCACGUGCGAUAGAACAGCUGCAUAAAGUGCAUUCGGAAAGUAUUCACACCCCUUGACUUUGUCCACAUUUUGUUACGUUAGUCUUAUUCUAAAAUGUAUUGAAAAAUAAAUCGAUCUAUACACAAUACCCCAUAAUGACAAAGCAAAAACAAAAUCCAUUAAAAAACUGAAAUACUUUCUUUGCACAAGUAUUCGGACCCUUUCCUAUGAGACUGGAAAUUGACCUCGGGUGCAUCCUGUUUCCAUUGAUCAUCCUUGAUAUUUCAACAACUUGAUUGGACAUGAUUUGGUAAGGCACACAUCUGUGUAUAUAAGGUCCCACAGAUGACAAUGCAUGUCGGAGCAAAAACCAAGCCAUGAGGUCCAAGGAAUUGCCCGUAGAGCUCAGACAGGAUUGUGUCAAGGCACAGAUCUGGGGAAGGGUAACAAAACAUUUCUGCAGCGUUGAAGGUCCCCAAGAACACAUUGGCCUCCAUCAUUCUUAAAUGGAAGACGUGUGGAACCACCAAGACUCUACCUAGAGCUCAAUCAAUCAAAUGUAUUUAUAAAGCUCUUCUUACAUCAGCUGAUGUCACAAAGUGCUGUACAGAAACCCAGCCUAAAACCCCAAACAGCAAGCAAUGUAGGUGUAGAAGCACGUGGCCAGGAAAAACCCCUAGAAAGGCCAGAACCUAGGAAGAAUCCUAGAGAGGAACCAGGCUAUGAGGGGUUGCCAGUCCUCUUCUGGCUGUGCUGGGUGGAGAUUAUAACAGAACAUGGCCAAGAUGUUCAAAUGUUCAUAGAUGACCAGCAGGGUCAAAUAAUAAUAAUCACAGUGGUUGUCGAGGGUGCAACAGGUCAGCACCUCAGGAGUAAAUGUCAGGUGGCUUUUCAUAGACUAUCAUUGAGUAUCUCUACUGCUCCUGCUGUCUCUAGAGAGUUGAAAACAGCAGGUCUGGGACAGGUAGCACGUCCAGUGAACAGGUGAGGGUUCCAUAGCUGCAGGCAGAAGAGUUGAAACUGGAGCAGCAGCACGGCCAGGUGGGCUGGGGACAGCAAGGAGUCAUCAGGCCAGGUAGUCCUGAGGCAUGGCCCUAGGGCUCAGGUCCUCAGAAAGAAAGAAAGAGAAAGAGAGAGAAUUAGAUAGAGCAUACUUAAAUUCACACAGAACACCGGAUAAGACAGGAGAAAUAAUCCAGAAAUAACAGACUGACCCUAGCCCCCGACACACAAACUACUGCCGCAUAAAUACUGGAGGCUGAGAUAGGAGGGGUCGGGAGACACUGUGGCCCCGUCUGACGAUACCCCGGACAGGGCCAAACAGGCAGGAUAUUAGCUCACCCACUUUGCCAAAGCACAGCCCCCACACCAUUAGAGGGAUAUCUUCAACCACCAACUUACCAUCCCGAGACAAGGCUGAGUAUAGCCCACGAAGAUCUCUGCUA